GUAGACGGUUACUAAAGCAACACUCGAAUACGAGACUCUGAAACAAACAAACAGAAUAAACCUCAAGCAGCAGCGAGAACGUUGAGCGGCCUUCGACAUCAAAAGUUAAUCAAAUAAAGUGCCCGAACACACAAAACUCAAAUAAAAAGCUAAAUAAUCUUCAAGUGAAACUAAACUUGCAACUAUACAAUCAAUCAAAAUGCAGUCCACACUCAUUGUAGCCUCUCUGAUGAUCUGCUUCCUGGGCGUCACCUUAGCUGCCAGUAUGCCUGAAUACAUUCAGGUGUGCCAUCGCAAUGAUCCCGAGCUGUCGAAGUGCCUGAAGAGCAGCGUCCACAACCUGCGUCCGUAUCUGGCCAAGGGCAUCAAGGAGCUGAACGUGCCACCGCUAGAGCCCCUCUACAUUGGCGACCUGAGCAUUCUGGAUGGAUCCGCUGGCAUUACAGUGAGGGCCAAGAAGCUGAGCGUUCUGGGAGCCUCCAACUUUGAGAUCACCAAGCUGCGCGCCUCUACUCAGAACAGGCGAUUCGACUUCGAGCUGAUUCUGCCACAUCUGCAGGGCGAAGGCAUGUACGAGAUUAACGGCAACAUUCUGGCGCUCCCCAUUAAGGGCAACGGACCCUUCACCGGCAACUUCACCAACUUUGUGGCCUAUGUGCGCGUCCAGUACGACAUCAAGAAAUCGAAUGAUUUGGAUUACCUGCAUGUCAAGGAGUUCUCCCUGAAGAUUCGCACUGGAAAGGGAAACCUGAAGCUGGAAAACCUCUUCAACGGCGACAAGGUGCUGGGCGAUGUGAUCAACGAUACGAUCAACCAGAACUUUGAGGUCUUCACCAACGAGGUGAUCGCUCCGAUCGCGCGCGCCCUUGAGGCCAAGUUCCUGGUCAUCACCACCAAAAUCCUCGAGAAUUUCACUUACAACGAGCUGUUCCCCGUCUAAGAUGAGCGUCAAGGCAUUUUGGAUGCA
Molecule: messenger RNA, 967 nt
Organism: Drosophila persimilis
Lineage: Eukaryota; Metazoa; Arthropoda; Insecta; Diptera; Drosophilidae
Gene: Jhbp3
Product: protein takeout
Exons: 3
Coding region: 200-940 (246 amino acids)
Source: RefSeq, a predicted model, not a curated record